AUGUCUUCCCUCCUACCCGACACACUCAACCCUGCAACUCUUCUUUGCAAGCGCUUCAGGCCUGACCAGAUCCCUGACCUCACUGGUCGCGUCGCAUUGGUCACUGGUGGCUCCGCCGGCAUUGGCUUCCACAACGUAGCCGCUCUCGCCCAGCACAACGCGAAGGUCCACUUCGUCUCUGCCAACCCAGAGCAUGGUAAGAGCGCCGUGCAAGACCUCAACAAGGCGCUCCAAGAGAGUGGCGCCAAGGGCUCCAUUCACUACCACCAGCUUGACAUGCAUGAGCUCAAGAGGGUCGACAGCUGGGCGAAGCAGUUUGUUGAGCAGGAGAACCGUCUCGACAUCCUCAUUGCCAAUGCUGGGAUCGGACAAGCUCCCUUCGGCAUGACGUCUGACGGCCUUGAAAGACACUUCGAGGUCAACAAUCUUGCACACUACGUUAUUGUGCUCCGACUUUUGCCUCUCAUGCAGAAGACGGCGGCGAAGGCUCCCCCCGCAUCUGUUCGCAUCGUGAUGCAGAGCUCAGAGAUGCACCGUUUCGCCCCCACCGGAACGACAUUCGCCUGUAAGGAAGAGGUUUGCAAGGACGAGGACGGGACUCAGCUCUACGGGCGCACGAAGCUUGGACUCAUCGUAUUCGCCCAGGAGCUCGCCCGCCGCAAGCUAACGGACGCGACACAGCCUAUCCUCGCCAUAUCGGUACACCCCGGUGCGGUCGACACGGACCUCCAGAAGGCAUGGGGCCAGUCGUAUGGAGUUCUCGGCGUAGCGAUCGACAAGGUUACUCGAUUGGCUGGCAAGAGCGCCGAAGAAGGCGCGGAGGCGAGUCUAUGGGCGGCGGUCAGCACGGACAUCAAUCAGACGAACUGGAAGGAGUACCAGGGCAAGUACUAUUCGGAACCAUAUGGCAAGUCGGACACGGAAAGCAACGCUGCCAAGGACGAGGCCAUCCGCAACAACUUCUGGAGGCUGUGCUCGGAUCUCACUCAAGAGAUUCUGGGCGAACGGAUCGAGUGA
Dichomitus squalens LYAD-421 SS1 is the source of this 1017-nucleotide messenger RNA. RefSeq names its product NAD(P)-binding protein. The transcript has 4 exons. The coding region runs from base 1 to 1017 and encodes 338 amino acids. Lineage: Eukaryota; Fungi; Basidiomycota; Agaricomycetes; Polyporales; Polyporaceae. The record is from RefSeq and is a predicted model, not a curated record.